This is a messenger RNA of Aspergillus heteromorphus CBS 117.55, 1932 nucleotides long. RefSeq names its product homoserine O-acetyltransferase (gene met2). Bases 103 to 1569 code for a protein of 488 amino acids. Gene Ontology annotation, biological process: L-homoserine metabolic process. The transcript has 3 exons. Gene Ontology annotation, molecular function: homoserine O-acetyltransferase activity. The record is from RefSeq and is a predicted model, not a curated record. NCBI's taxonomy places the organism in Eukaryota, Fungi, Ascomycota, Eurotiomycetes, Eurotiales, Aspergillaceae.
GUUUGAUCUCCUACAUUAUUCCUCUAUUCCUCCCCCCUCCUUUUUUUUUGCCAUCUCCUCUUCUCUGUCUUCCCAUCCUCAACCCGCCCAAUAACCGCACUUAUGGUCGCCAAGCCAUCCGCUACUCCUGGGCAACUCCAGAGGGUCGACGCGCAACCUGAAAAUCCCUAUUCCGGGCUGAUCACUGAACAAUCCAUCGUCGUUGUUCCUUCCUUUACCCUCGAGUCGGGCGUGACUUUGCACAAUGUACCCGUGGCCUACACCACGCGAGGCGAACUUUCCCCGGAGCGCGACAAUGCAUUGGUGAUUUGCCAUGCUCUCAGUGGGAGUGCGGAUGUGGCAGACUGGUGGGGUCCUCUGCUUGGUGGGCCUGGACAGGCCUUCGACACUUCCCGGUUUUAUGUCAUCUGCCUGAACAGCUUGGGAAGUCCGUACGGAAGCGCCAGCGCUGUGACCUACAAAAAUGGUGACCCGGAGCAGGGCUUGUAUGGUCCGGAAUUCCCUCUCACUACGGUCCGUGAUGAUGUGAAAAUCCAUAAGAUUGUGCUGGACGACUUGGGUGUCCGCCAGAUUGCAGCUGUGGUGGGCGGCUCCAUGGGCGGCAUGCUUACCUUGGAGUAUGCCUACUUUGGAAAGGACUAUGUCCGCGCCAUUGUCCCGAUUGCGACUUCUGCUCGUCACUCUGCCUGGUGCAUCAGCUGGGGCGAGGCUCAACGCCAGAGUAUCUAUAGUGACCCGAAGUAUGAGGAUGGUUACUUUCCGUUCGACAACCCGCCGGCCACAGGACUUGGCGCUGCGCGCAUGUCGGCUCUUCUUACAUACCGCAGCCGUAACUCGUUCGAGUCCCGCUUCGGCAGAAAUGUGCCGGAUCCCUCUAAGCAGCAGACCAUCAAUGGCACCGAAAGGUUGCCGACCCCCCCUAACGAGCAUUGGGCCAUUCACAAUGACGGACACCGGGGCAGUGAGCGCAGCUCACCUACCCCCCAACAGGAAGUCCAACAGUCUGAGAUUCAGUUCCAGGACCCGCAGUUUUCCGGGGCCAAGACUUUCAGCAAGACAAUUGAGACCAAUAGCUCUCAGAAACGUCUCCCAACUUACUUCUCAGCGCAGUCGUACCUCCGGUACCAGGGAGAGAAGUUUGUGAAGCGAUUCGAUGCCAACUGCUAUAUUGCCAUUACCCGCAAGCUGGACACACACGACGUGUCGAGACACCGAGUCAGUUCGACGUCGGAGAACCCCAUCCGAGAGGCCUUGUCCCAGAUCGAACAGCCCGCUCUGGUAUUGGGGAUUGAGAGUGACGGACUGUUUACCUUUGAGGAACAGCAAGAAGUUGCGGCAGGCAUUCCUGACUCGCGCCUUCGACGGAUUGAGAGCCCCGAAGGCCACGACGCGUUUCUCCUCCAGUUUGAACAGGUCAACCGCUAUAUACUCGAGUUUUUCCGCGAAGUUUUGCCCGACAUCAUGUCCAAGGCUCCUGCCGAAGGAGUCCUGGUUGCGGACGGAGUGAAUAAGCUAACGAAGAGCAGCACGUUCGGUGAAGCAGAGGUAGAAGACAUCACGGCGUGGUAAACUGACUUGCAGUCCCGAUAACAACUGGCGGAUUACAGCCUUUUAUUGUCUGCCUGAUAUCCAGCAGAGGGAAGUAUGCCUCGGCCUGUCUCUCGGCAAAGAGAGGGCACGCCGGCGGCUUCGGACCCCGCCGUGAUCAGGCGCCUGCAGUCUUGUUCUUCAUUAUUUUAUCUCCAGCCGGAGAGAUGAGCAUUAACUGCCUCUCUUAUUAAUCUCUACAGAUACGGCUGUAAAAGAAGCAUCCAACUGCUCUCUAUCAGAUAGCCCUUGGGAAAAGUGCUCAAGGGUGGUAGGCGACCUUUCAUACAAAAGAGUUUGAUCAUACAUAGAUACAUAUGGAGAAUAGCAAAUGUUUCCAUGUAA